Molecule: messenger RNA, 2313 nt
Organism: Lutra lutra (Eurasian river otter)
Lineage: Eukaryota; Metazoa; Chordata; Mammalia; Carnivora; Mustelidae
Product: ubiquitin carboxyl-terminal hydrolase 3-like
Biological process (GO): protein deubiquitination
Cellular component (GO): cytoplasm
Molecular function (GO): zinc ion binding; cysteine-type deubiquitinase activity
Source: RefSeq, a predicted model, not a curated record
AGCCUUCGGAGCCCCUCCGCCCACACGUCUCCAGGUCCCCGAGCCUCGGUCUUCCUCGCCGCCCUACUCGUGGCCAUGGAGUGUCCGCACCUCAGCUCCAGCGUCUGCAUCGCUCCGGACUCAGCCAAGUUCCCCAACGGCUCCCCGUCGUCCUGGUGUUACAGCGUGUGCCGCUCCAACAAAAGCCCCUGGGUCUGUUUGACUUGUUCAAGUGUCCACUGUGGAAGGUAUGUGAAUGGCCAUGCAAAAAAACAUUAUGAAGAUGCACAAGUACCCUUAACUAAUCAUAAGAAAUCAGAAAAGCAAGAUAAACCUCAGCAUACAGUAUGUAUGGAUUGCAGUAGCUACAGUACAUACUGUUAUCGCUGUGAUGAUUUUGUGGUUAAUGACACCAAGCUGGGACUGGUACAGAAAGUCAGAGAACACUUACAGAACUUGGAAAACUCAGCUUUUACAGCUGACAGGCAUAGGAAAAGAAAACUUUUGGAAAACUCAUCACUAAACAGCAAGUUAUUAAAAGUAAAUGGAAGCACUGCUGCCAUCUGUGCCACAGGACUCCGGAAUCUGGGGAACACAUGUUUCAUGAAUGCCAUCCUUCAGUCACUCAGUAACAUUGAGCAGUUUUGCUGUUAUUUCAAAGAACUGCCCGCUGUGGAGUUAAGGAAUGGGAAAACAGCAGGAAGGCGAACAUACCACACCAGGAGCCAAGGGGAUAACAAUGUGUCUUUGGUGGAAGAGUUCAGAAAGACACUUUGUGCUUUAUGGCAAGGUAGCCAGACUGCAUUUAGCCCAGAGUCCUUAUUUUAUGUUGUUUGGAAGAUUAUGCCAAAUUUUAGGGGCUAUCAGCAACAGGAUGCCCAUGAAUUCAUGCGCUACCUUUUGGGCCACCUGCACUUGGAACUCCAGGGCGGUUUCAACGGUGUUUCCCGCUCAGCAAUUCUACAGGAGAAUUCUGCUCUAUCUGCAAGUAACAAAUGUUGCAUGAAAGGGAUUUACAAGACAAACUCCCCAAAGACAGAAAGAAAAGAAAAUGGAGCAUCUACAGUUGUCACAGCUAUAUUCGGAGGUAUUCUCCAAAAUGAGGUUAACUGCCUCAUAUGUGGGACAGAAUCUAGAAAGUUUGAUCCAUUCCUAGACCUUUCAUUAGAUAUUCCAAGUCAGUUCAGAAAUAAGCACUCAAAGAAUCAAGAAAAUGGACCAGUUUGUUCAUUACGAGAUUGUCUUCGCAGUUUUACUGACUUAGAAGAACUUGAUAAGACAGAGUUAUAUAUGUGCCACAAAUGCAAAAAGAAACAAAAAUCCACUAAAAAGUUUUGGAUUCAAAAACUACCCAAGGUGCUAUGCUUACAUUUGAAACGAUUUCAUUGGACUGCAUAUUUAAGAAACAAAGUUGAUACCUAUGUAGAAUUUCCGAGAGGCCUGGACAUGAAAUGCUACUUGCUAGAGCCUGAGAACAGUGGCCCAGAGCACUGCCUGUACGACCUUGCCGCUGUGGUGGUUCACCAUGGUUCCGGGGUUGGUUCUGGACAUUACACAGCCUAUGCAACUCAUGAAGGUCACUGGUUCCAUUUCAAUGACAGUACUGUAACACUGACUGAUGAAGACACCGUUGUGAAAGCAAAGGCCUACAUCCUUUUCUAUGUGGAACGCCAGGCCAAAGCUGGAUCAGAUAAACUUUAAUACCUCCUUUAAAUCAUUGUUUUUGUCAAAUAUACCGGACAAACAUUUCCAAUUUUCCAUAAAUACUUGAUCCAAGAUUUGAUUUCAUUAUGCACUUUUCAAUUUCCUAUUUUGGGUUUAGUUUUAUUUUGUCAAUGGUAGUGACGUAUUGAACAUGGGCACCAACUAAUUUUUUUUUUUUUUUAGUUCUACCAGAAAACCUCAGCAGAUAUUUUGAUUUGCUGCUUUAGUUGUAAUAAUUCAGUUUUUUAUGUAGUUUCAAGAACUUAGUUCUAUUUGACUUUUUUAUAUUAAUGUUUUUGGUUCUCACUUUGAGGCACAUUUACAUCAAUGCUUUGUUAUGUUCACAUGCUGAAAGCAAGAUGUGUUCCUGAUUGGGAAGAGCAACAGAACGCCUGCUGCCUUUCACAGCUGUGAUGGAGAUCAGGUUGAUGGGAGAGCCAGGAUCAUGUGUGCACAGAACUUGUAGCCCACGGGAUUUCAGUGACCGCUCCAUAAUCGUUCCUUUUGAUUGUACAAGAGAACUGGGAGGGCAUCGUUAAGCAGGUCAGGUAAUUGCUGCUCUUAGUAGCUCUCAAGGUUGCUGUUUAUCAGCACUAACUAAAUAAAUUUGUUGGUUCAGUUGUACCUGUA